Messenger RNA from Sipha flava (yellow sugarcane aphid), 3234 nucleotides. RefSeq names its product disks large 1 tumor suppressor protein-like. Gene Ontology annotation, biological process: chemical synaptic transmission. The transcript is spliced from 19 exons. Gene Ontology annotation, molecular function: protein binding. Gene Ontology annotation, cellular component: neuromuscular junction; postsynaptic density membrane; neuron projection. NCBI's taxonomy places the organism in Eukaryota, Metazoa, Arthropoda, Insecta, Hemiptera, Aphididae. The record is from RefSeq and is a predicted model, not a curated record. The coding region runs from base 474 to 3017 and encodes 847 amino acids.
UAUUUAGUUCGUCCUCCGCGACGUUCCUGCUGCAGUUCAGCAUUUGUCGGUAUUACUCGUCCGUCUUAUAUGUACUCGUUUUCCUGAUGAGUGGGUGCGAAUUAAAUUGAUUGAGCGCGCGCUCAUCACGACGAGAAAUAUAGUUGAACGUGAUUAAAAACAUAUUUUAAUCCUGUAAAAUAAUUUAGUAAUACACUUUCAGCAAGAGACGCCAUGACCCACAAACGGUCCUACAGCUGACACGAUCGAUUUUUCCGCAUCCAAAGCCAUCGCUAGCAACACAUCAUUGUGUACAUAUAUAUAUAUAUAUAUAUAUCAGGCAGAGUGUGCGUGUGCCCCCUUUUGUUUAUUUUUUUGACAAUCGUCUGCCUUUACUACGUCGUUAACCUCGCUGAAAACUUGAAACAGUCUGCUGAGUCUUAUCUGUAACUCGUUUUCCACAGCAGUCUUAGGGCGCACCGUCCUCACCGAAAAUGCCAGCCUGCAAACAAGACGAAACCCUUAGGGCUCUAGCCCUCCUUGAAGACUACCAUGCAAAACUUUCCAGUGUACCUGACAAUGAUCUUCAAGUUGUCAUGCAACUAGUUAUUGGUGUAUUCAAGUCCAGACUGUUUCAGGCCCUCGUUGACAUACAAGAAUUUUAUGAAUUGGCCCUUCAAGAUGAAAGUCAUUCAGUCACAGAUGAAGAUAUAUCUAUUGCACAGAAAUAUAUUAUGGAUCAAUUUGAUGCUAAAGUUGGUUUGAGUGAUCUUAGCUUUCAACCAUUGGAAACAGAAUGUCAUCGAGAUUACAAAAAAAAAGAAUUAGUUGACAUAAGUUGUCAAAUUAAUGGAUUAAGUGGACACAAUGGUAGUCAGUCAUGUGGUGAUGCUACAGAACAAGAAUCUAAUCUUGAAACAGAUGAUGAAACUGAAUAUUGGGAAUAUGAUAAAAUAACAGUUGAACGUCGCUCUGGAGGUCUUGGCUUCAGUAUUGCUGGGGGCGUGGAUUCAGAAUCCUUGGUUCUUGUAACUAGAGUGAGUCCAGAUAUUGGUGCGAGCGGUCUUCGUGCUAACGAUAUUAUUUUAAAAGUGAAUGAUCAAUCAUUAGAACAUGUUCCACAUAGUUUUGCUGUAUCUGCUCUUAAGAAUGCUGGAGAUAUUGUUACCCUACAUGUGAAGAGGCGUAAGAAGGAUGCAUUUGUUGAACCGGAAAAAUCUUAUACAGUUACUGAGAUUGAAUUAGAAAAGGAAGAUGGAGGCUUAGGUUUCACAAUUGCUGGUGGUGUUGGUAAUGUUCACUUGCCAGGAGAUAAUGGAGUUUAUGUUACCAAAAUUUUAGAAGGAGGUGCAGCUCACAAAGAUGGUCGCAUGGAAGUUGGUGAUAAAUUAAUAGCUGUUAAAAAUACACUGAAUGGAAAUGUGGAUUUAGAAAAUGUUACUCAUGAAGAAGCAGUUACUGCACUUAAAGAAACUGGUGAAACUGUAAUACUUGUUAUAGUAAAAGAAUCUCUCAACAUGCGUUAUAUAAAACCAAAAAUUCCAAUUAAAUCAAGUGUUUCAUCAAAAUCAAGCAGUGAAAAAAUAUCAUUAUUGCGUGAAAAAGUUGCAACUAUUCGUAGGUCUGAAGAAGGAUUAGGAUUUAACAUAGUUGGAGGAGAGGAUAAAGAAGGUAUUUUUAUUUCUUACAUUGCUCCUGGUAGCCCAGCAGAUCAAAAUGGCAUUUUAGAACCGGGUGAUCGUAUUUUAAGUGUAAAUGCUAUUGACAUGUUAAAUGCUACACAUGAUGAUGCGGCAAUUGCUUUAAAAGGAGAUGGACCAAUUGUCACAAUUGUGGCUCAGCAACGGCCAGAAGAAUACCAUAAACUUCAAAUUAAAUUAGCUGAGCUAAAAGAACAAAUUAUGAAAAAAGCUAUGAUGUCCUCAAAUACUUUACCAAAACCUUCUCAAAAACUACAGUUGUUUGUCAGGGCUUUAUUUGAUUAUGAUCCAAAUCGUGAUGAUGGCCUUCCAAGUCGUGGUAUAUCAUUUACAUAUGGUAGUAUAUUGCAUAUACUUAAUGCCAAUGAUGAUGAAUGGUGGCAAGCUAAGAAAUUAGUUCCAGCUGGUGAAGAAGAUCGUAUUGGUAUUGUACCCUCCAAAAAGCGAUGGGAACGAAAACAAAAGUCAAGAGAUCGUACGGUUAAAUUCCAAGGACAUGUUCCUGUUCUUAUUGAUAAAACUUCUACUUUGGAAAAAAAAAAGAAAAAUUUUGCCUUAAGUCGUAUGUUUCCAUUUAUGCGCAGUAAAGCAGAUAGAUUGGAAUGUACUGGUACUGAUCAAGAUCAUUAUAUGCUUUGUUACACUCAUGAAGAUCCAACAUCAGAAGGUAUUAAUUUAAGCAGCAUUAGCAUAAUUGAACUACUUGUUGAAGAACCAACUUUGCCCUAUGAAUCUGUCAUUAAGAAAACGAUUAAUUAUAGUCGCCCUGUAAUUGUAGUUGGAAUUUACAAAGACAAAAUAAAUGAUCAUCUAAUAUCUGAGUAUCCAGAAGAGUUUGGAUCAUGUGUACCUCACACUUCAAGAGAAAUUCGUCAUGGCGAAGUUGAUGGUGUCCAUUACCAUUUCAUAAAAUCACGUGAACAAAUGGAACGUGACAUUAAAGACCAUUUAUUUAUAGAAGCUGGUCAGUUUAAUGACAAUUUAUAUGGAACUUCUUUAGCUUCAGUUCAAGAAGUUGCUGAACAAAAUAAACAUUGCAUCCUUGAUGUGAGUUCCAAUGCAAUUAAACGUUUACAAGCUGCUAACUUAUACCCUAUUACUAUAUUUAUUAGGGCAUCUUCUCUGGAUUUUAUAAUGAAUAUUAGUGAUAAAAUGACUGAAGAUCGUGCAAAGAAAAUUUAUGAUCAAGAAAUGAAAGUAGAACAAGAUUAUAGUGAAUAUUUAACAGCUAUUGUAAAAGGAGAUUCUUUUGAAGACAUUUUUGAAAAAGUAAAGAAUGUUAUUGAUGAACAUGGAGGUCCAGAUAUUUGGUUACCGAAUAAAGAUCAUAUUAUUUGAAAUAAAUGUUCUAAAUAGUAGUAUAUGUUAUAAUUAAAAAUAAUACUAAAUACAUCUUACUUAAACUUAUGAAGGUAUAUAAUAUCAAAAUUCAAUAAUUUGUUCUACAUAAUUUCACAAAAAUUACAGGAAAUUUACUGUAAUUACACGUCAUUAAAAAAAAAAACCGUUAUUUCUAUCACAUAGUUUAUUCCCGAUAAAUAUUGAUUUAUUUAAU